Molecule: messenger RNA, 4488 nt
Organism: Patella vulgata (common limpet)
Lineage: Eukaryota; Metazoa; Mollusca; Gastropoda; Patellidae
Product: gamma-aminobutyric acid type B receptor subunit 1
Exons: 19
Coding region: 424-2985 (853 amino acids)
Biological process (GO): gamma-aminobutyric acid signaling pathway; G protein-coupled receptor signaling pathway
Cellular component (GO): G protein-coupled receptor heterodimeric complex; membrane
Molecular function (GO): G protein-coupled GABA receptor activity
Source: RefSeq, a predicted model, not a curated record
CGUAUUUCUCAGAGAGAAAUUCAAGCAGCCGAAUUUUCAUAAUUUAUUUCUUAUUUUACGCGACUGCGCAAAUGUUUUUGUCUUUCAGUGAUUCCCAUCAUUUUCUUAUUAAAAGUAACCUUUCCUGGAUGUUACAAAUAGCUAGACCAUUGAUAAAAUAUUCAUAAUUUUUCUCCAAGAAUUGUAGCCUAACGCCAAAACGGUUAGGCUAGUUUGUAUUACUAUUUGUAAUGACAAUGUUUCUAUCAUGAAUCAUGCACACGUCUAUUCGCCCACUCACUGCACUGUGUCAAAAUUGUCUGCACAAAUACUUUGUUUAAUCUCUUUCCAAUUUUAUAUCAAGCUCAACCGGAAAAAUUGCUUAGCACGUAACAACGAAAAGGCCAAUAUGCUAAUGUAGGCCUACUACAAUUAAUAGUAGUAAUGAAGCUUUUAACUGUUAUCCUUCCAAAUCUGUUGCUGUUUAUUAUAUUGUUUGUCUCUAUUUCACCAUUGAGCAAUGGAUUUAAAGAGAAAACAUUAGCUGUGGGAGGUAUAUUUCCUAUGUCAGGAAGUUGGGCAGGAGGGAAUGCCUGUCUUCCAGCAGUGUUGAUGGCUCUGGAAGAUGUUAAUAAUAGAACAGAUAUUUUAUCAGAGUAUAAAUUAGAAAUGAGCUAUGAUGACAGUCAGUGUAUGCCAGGUCUAGGAACUAAAGUUUUAUAUAAUCUGUUAUAUUCUAAACCUCCUAAAUUAAUGGUACUAAGUGGUUGUAGUAUAGUGUCAACAUUCGUAGCACAAGCAGCCAAGAUGUGGAAUUUAGUUGUGUUAGCCUAUGGUGCAAGUUCCCCAGCACUGUCAAACAGACAAAGAUUUCCUACUUUCUUCAGAACUCAUCCUUCGGCAACUCUACACAAUCCCACUAGAGUCAAAAUCUUUAAGAGGUUUGGUUGGACAAAAAUUGCCACUAUUCAAGACACACAAGAGGUGUUUCAAUCUACUAAAGAAGAUUUAGAUAAAAGAGUUAAAGCUGCAGGAAUACAUAUUACAGUCACACAAAGUUUUCUCACUGAUCCUAUUAAUGCUGUAAGAAGUUUGAAGCGUCAAGAUGCUAGAAUUAUUGUGGGAUUAUUUUAUGAAGAUGUUGCCAGGAAGGUGUUCUGUCAGGCAUAUAAAGAAAAGUUAUAUGGUAAGAAAUAUGUAUGGUUUUUAAUUGGUUGGUAUCCUGAUAAUUGGUAUAAACAGAAAGAUGACAGUAUAAACUGUACUGGUGAACAAUUGGCUGAAGCUUUAGAAGGUCAUUUUACAACAGAAGCUGUUAUACUUCAUCAAGAUUCUUCUAUUACUGAUGUAGGAAUGACAGCUAAGAAUUUUACCACUAGAUUAAAUGAGGCAUUGAAUGAAACAGAUACAAGUAAAGUUCGAGGUUAUCCUGAAGCACCACUAGCCUAUGAUGCUGUUUGGGCAAUGGCUUUUGCUUUAAAUAAAACCUCUAUAAGAUUAGCUGAGAAGAAUUUGACUUUGGAAGACUUUGAUUAUAUGAAUAAAGACAUUACAGAUGAAAUCUACUCAGCUAUGAACUCAACAAAGUUUCUUGGUGUUUCAGGAAAUGUAGCGUUUUCAUCACAAGGUGACAGAAUAGCCUGGACACAGAUAGAACAAAUGAUAAAUGGUACAUAUCAUAAAUUAGGUUAUUAUGAUGCUGUGGCCGAUAAUUUAACAUGGUUUGGAAAAGAAAAAUGGAAAGGUGGUAAAAUCCCCCAGGAUAAGACAGUAGUGGUGAAUUCUUUACGAGUUGUAUCCCCAGCUCUGUAUUAUUCUAUGUGUGGUGUGGCAUUUCUGGGUAUUAUAGCAGGAAUUAUCUGUUUAGUUUUCAAUCAUCUUCAUAGACAAAGACGAAUCAUUGCCUAUUCUCAGCCAUUAGUAAAUAGUAUAACAUGUAUUGGAUGUAUGAUAUGUUUAUUGUGUAUAUUUAUGGUGGGAUUAGAUGGCAAGUUUGUACCUAAACAUCAAUAUUCUACUGUUUGUCAGGUAGGAGCCUGGAUAUUAUCUAUAGGAUUUACACUAGGUUAUGGUAGUAUGUUUGCUAAAGUAUGGAUGGUUCAUCAACUAACAACUGCCAGGAAGAAAGAGAGAAAGGAAUGGGAAAUUCAUGUUGUUAUUGCUGUGUUUUUACUGUUUGAUGUAGCCAUCUUGACCGUUUGGCAGAUUAUGGAUCCUCUACAACGUAAACUACAAUUUUUCCCGCUGGAAAAUCCUAUCAAUACAGAAGAUGAUAUCAAAUUACUGCCACAGCUUGAACAUUGUCAUUCAGAACAUUUAUCUGUUUGGCUAGGAGUACUGUUUGGGUAUAAAUCGAUACUAUUGAUAUUUGGUAUAUUUUUAUCGUAUGAAUUGAGGAGUGUCAAGCUGAAACAGGUCAAUGAUUCAAGAUUUGUUGCCAUGGGAAUCUACAAUGUGGUGGUGAUGUGUGUUAUAACAGCUCCUAUAACAUUGAUCAUUGGUAAUCAACAAGAUGCUAGUUUUGCUUUUAUAUCACUAGCUAUUAUAUUGUGUAGUUUUCUCUCUAUGGGAUUGCUAUUCGUUCCAAAAAUGGUAGAAAUAAAACGUAAUGGUGUUCAACAAGAACAAGAUAAUUCUGGUCUGACAGAUUCUCUAGUGAGUAGAGAAGAAGAAGAAAGACAUCAGAGGUUACUAGCAGAAAAUGAACAACUAAAGAAACAAAUAGCUGAUGUUGAAGAACGUAUUAAAGAUGUCAAUGGGAAAUUACAAGAACGAGCCAGACAGAGAGUUCUAUUAUCUAAAGAACAGAAGAUACAAGUACAGGCAGAACUGAAUGAAUCACCAAGACAUAACACAGACAAUAAAUCAUGUGCUGAAUUUAAUCGUUUGAAUUCUAAAAAGAUUCGCUUCUGUGAAGAAGUUGAAGAAGUUCCAAAUUAUCCCUACCCAAGUCCUGAUCGUAGACAGUUAUCUCCUAGAAUAACACGGUCAGAACCAUUUUGUUGAGAUAUUAAUAGGCCUUCAACGAGUUACUAUUCUCAAUGAAUAUGUCUCGUAUCAAGUUGUCCCCCCCUAUUCACCUGAUUUCAAGUCGUACAAUAUGACCUAUCCAUUGAACCGCUAAUCAUUAGCAUUGGUUAUCUCUAUCUUGAGACAGCUCACAGCCUUAUUUUCAAAUCAUGACCUAUUCCGGUAGUUUGAGUACCAUAAUUGAUUCACAGUUUUUAGCAAGGACUGAAGUCGCGCAUAUGCUAUAAAAAUUGUCUAUAAUAACUCGUUCAAUGCCUAUUGUAUAGUAUAUAUAUAUAUCCCCAAGAGACAUGUGUACCAGAUAAUUGAUCAAUAUUUAAUAUACCCAAGAGACAUAUUUGUACCAGAGAAUUGAUUAAUAUUUAACAUAUCAUAGUGUUUUAUUUUUAGGAUGAGAUUAUCAUACAGGGGAUACAUUCCAUUCACGUGUUCAUUAAGUUAAUUAUAGGGUUUCAUGCAAGAUGUAUUACAUGUAUUUUAAGUAUGCAUUUUUUGUCUUUUAUCCAAUAUUUCCACAAGCCUGUCAUAUAACAAAUUACUCCACAUAUAUUCAAAUGAAAAUUGAACUCCGACACUCAUUCGCGCAGUCUGGCACCUGAACGACAUGGAUGUCUAGUAUUUUAACAGGACCACCUUAAUUCAAUCUUUUCUAUUUAUUUUGUAUGAAUUAGGUCUCUGAACAUUAUUUGAGGGAUUGAUAAUGCCCUGCAAGCUACAAUAUUGAAUCUUUAAAAGGAAUAUCAGUCCAAAAGUGAUUCAUUUCAGUUCAGUAUUUACGACAGACAAUAUGUAUAGGACAUGGUCAACAUACGUCGGCACUGCCUGUGAGUUUCGCUGAAUCUGUUGAUUGGGCUUCUUUAAUCGAAUUGAUUCCAUGCCCGGAGAUUAUCGUUGAUAUAUUCAUUUUGAAUCUAAAUUAAUUGUUACAAUAAUCAAUUUGAAUUCAUGUUUUAUGUGGAUUAAAGCGGUGGACACACUAGCCGAAUGAUUUGGUCGAAUUAAACAUCUUUGAUAUAUUCGCUAGUGUGUCCGCUUUGCCGAAGCAUUUGCCCGAUUGUAGAAUUCAUUAGCUUUAUCACCACUCAUAUCGAAAAGUCACAUGAUUGUUUGAAGACCUGGUCGCCGCCAUGUAUAAUCAUGUGACGUGAAAGGUGAUGCAAUCUGUCCACCCAUUCGGCCAAAUGAUUUGAAUGCUUCGGCUAAUUAUGUGUCCACUGCUUAUGUCAUGGAAAUUUUGAUAUUUUCCGAAAAAUGCAAAUGAUGCACAGAGACUUUAAAUAUAAUAGCCAGCCCCAAUAAAUUUAUUGCACAGGCCCCUUUAAAUAUGUUUACUGGUAUUAAUUAUCAUGUGCCAAAUUAUUUUAAUAUUUUAUAGACCGGCAUUUUAUUAUGAGCAUAAUGUUAUCUGUCAUAUAUGUUGUUUAUUAUUUUUAUUGUUGAUGCUUUAUUAUCAAAUCUUAGAUAAAAUUGUUGAAAGUC